ACCACCCUAGCCCCCAAAUUUCAUGUUUUCUUCGAAAGGGUUUCUCAGAAAUUAUUGAAGGAAAUGCCGGUAAAGUGCUGCAUGCAUUAUGUAUAAAAGAUGUUGUUCAUCUCAGCACAUUCUAUGAGAAUACCUUGGUUAACAUGUACUCUAAGUUUGGUGAAAUAAAGUAUGCAAAACAUGUGUUUGAUAGAAUGUUGGAGAGAAAUGAAGCUUCUUGGAAUACCAUGAUGUCAGGGUUAGUUCGAUGUGGUUGGUACUUUGAAGCGAUGCAUUUUUUCUAUCAUAUGCUUGAAAACAAUGCCAAGCCUAGCAGUUUUGUAAUUGCUAGUUUAGUGACUGCAUGUGAUAGGUCUGGCUGUAUGAUUGAAGAAGCACUUCAAAUUCAUGGUUAUGUUGUCAAGUAUGGUUUGUUCUCUGAUGUAUUUGUUGGUACUUGUCUUCUGCACUUUUAUGGUUCAUAUGGUCAGGUAUGUGAGGCCAGCAAGAUAUUUGAGGAGAUUAUUGAACCAAAUAUAGUGUCAUGGACUUCUUUGAUGGUGACUUGUGCAGAUAAUGGAGAUCAGGAGGAGGUUAUUAAUAUUUAUCAGCUUUUGAGACGCCAUGGAUUUUAUUGUAAUCAAAACACAAUUGCUACAGUAUUUAGGUCUUGUGGGAUGCUUGGGGAUAAACUUUUGGGUCAUCAAGUCUUGGGGAAUGUGAUUAAAUCUGGAUUAGACAAUAAUGUUUCUGUGGCAAAUUCUGUCAUAUCCAUGUUUGGUAGCUGUAGUAGCAUGGAGGAGGCAUCUUAUGUGUUUAAUAAUAUGAAGGAACGUGACACAAUCUCUUGGAAUUCAAUCAUUACUGCAGCUGCACAUAAUGGUCGUUGUGAAGAAUCUCUUCAAAACUUUUCUUUGAUGCGUAAUAGUGAUACAGAAACAAACUAUAUUACAAUUGCGGCCUUAUUAUCAGUGUGUGGCUCUGCUCAAAAAUUGAAUUGGGGAAGAGGACUUCAUAGUCUUCUUGUAAAAUCUGGACUAGAAUCAAAUAUUUGUGCAUGUAAUAGUCUCUUAACUAUGUAUUCUGCUGCUGGAAAAUCUGUGGAUGCAGAGGUUGUAUUUCAUACAAUGCCAGACAGGGAUUUAAUCUCCUGGAAUUCCAUGAUGUCAUGCUAUGUUGAGGAGGGAAUGUACCUAGAAGCCAUACAACUUUUCAGUGACAUGCUCUGGACUAGAAGGGCAAUGAACUAUGUUACUUUCACAAGUGCAUUGGCUGCUUGUUCUAAUCAAGCAAACAUAGUUGAGGGAAAAAUUGUUCAUGCUCUUGCAAUCCUUUUUGGUCAACAUCACAAUUUGAUUGUUGGUAAUGCAUUGGUUACCAUGUAUGGGAAGUCCAAUUUGAUGUCUCAAGCACUAAAGGUGUGCAAAACCAUGUCCAAGAGAGAUGAAGUAACUUGGAACGCCCUCAUUGGUGGCUUUGCUGAUAAUGAACAAUCACAUGAGGCAUUGAAAGCUUUUAAUUUGAUGAAAGAAGAAGGUGUACCUGCAAAUUACAUCACAAUUGUGAAUGUUCUUGGUGCUUGCAUAUCUCCUGAUGAUCUUUUAAAACAUGGAUUGUCCAUCCAUGCACACACUAUUGUUACAGGCUUUGAAUUAGAUACAUAUGUUCAAAGUUCCCUCAUUACCAUGUAUGCCAAGUGCGGUGAUCUCAAUACAAGUAAUUUCAUUUUCAAUGAAUUAGGUUGUAAGACCUCUAGUGCUUGGAAUGCUAUUAUUGCUGCAAAUGCUCAUUAUGGGCCUGGUGAAGAGGCCCUCAAACUCAUUGUAAAAAUGAUGAGUGCUGGGGUUUGUUUAGAUCAGUUUAGUUUCUCUAUAGCUCUUGCUAUUGUAGGUAACUUGACUGCAUUGGAUGAGGGUCAGCAGCUCCAUGCCUUGGUUAUUAAACUUGGGUUUGAGUCUGACCAUUAUGUGUUAAAUGCUACAAUGGAUAUGUAUGGAAAAUGUGGGGAAAUUGAUGAUGUGUUAAAAAUUGUUCCUCAACCAAGUAUCAGGUUUCAUAGGUCAUGGAACAUUUUGAUAUCAGCAUUAGCGAGACAUGGGUUUUUUCAAGAGGCUAGGGAAGCUUUUCACGACAUGCUUAGAUUGGGACAGAGACCUGACCAUGUCACCUUUGUCUCACUCUUAUCUGCUUGUAGUCACGGCGGUCUGGUGGAUGAAGGUCUUGCAUACUACUAUUCAAUGACUAGUGAAUUUUGUGUCCCAGUGGGAAUUGAACAUUGUGUUUGCAUAAUUGAUCUUCUUGGGCGAUCUGGAAGACUUGCUGAGGCUGAAGCUUUUAUUGACACAAUGGCUGUUGCGCCAAAUGACUUUGUGUGGCGUAACUUGUUGGCUUCUUGUAAAAUACAUGGUGAUACGGAACUUGGAAAGAAAGCUGCUGAGAAUCUUUUCAGGAUGGAUUCAUCAGAUGACUCAGCCUUUGUUCUUUAUUCAAACCUAUGUGCAUCAACUAGAAAGUGGGAUGAUGUAGAGAAUGUAAGAAAGGAAAUGAUUACUCAUAACAUAAAGAAGAAGCCUGCCUGCAGUUGGAUCAAGUUGAGGAACAAGGUGACUUCUUUUGGAAUGGGAGACCUGAGUCAUCCACAGAAUGGACAAAUCAUCAUUAAGUUAGAAGAGCUCAUGAAGAUGAUAAGAGAGACAGGUUAUGUGCCUGAUACAAGCUAUUCACUACAAGAUAUAGAUGAAGAACAAAAAGAGCACAAUCUUUGGAACCAUAGUGAGAGGAUUGCCCUUGCAUAUGGAUUGAUCAAUUGUCCAGAAGGUUCGCCAAUUAGAAUAUUCAAGAACCUUCGUGUCUGUGGUGAUUGCCACUCUGUUUUCAAGCUUGUCAGCAAAUUUGUUGGUAGGAAAAUUAUACUUAGGGAUGCAUACCGGUUUCACCAUUUUAGUGGUGGCAAGUGUUCUUGUUUAGACUACUGGUAGUGGAUUGGUUUUUGCUGGGAAUAUGAAAUUGAAAAAUUGAGCGAAGAAAUUAAGACCUUAUUUGGGCUCUAUAUGAUCAAUCGGUUGCAGCUUCUGAAAAUAUAUCCAGCGAAAGAUACUGGCUAAAGUUAAUCCUCUCGCACAAUGGGAGGUUAGUUGUCUUGCAUUCAUUUUUACCAAAUGAGGUACUAAUAAGACAGGAGACUUCGCCCUUCCCAUAAUGCUUGGCCAUUCUGAAUUGCAGCAACAAUUCUUAUCUUUUCUGCUGUCUCUCUCCCAAGGUCGACACCUGUUUUACCUUGUCCUUCACCUUGGGCUUUUGCUUUUUAAAUUUCUGGAAUUGGGUUGUUUAGACUCAUGGUUAAAACAGAGUCGGAGAUAUGGUAAACUGACAGGCUUGCCCACUCAUCACUAUGUAAACAGCACAUCCCAAUCCAAUCCUCUCUAAUAUUAAACUGGAUAAAUCUGAAUAAAAAGAUCAUGUUCUAGAGCUUGACAGCAUUCAGCCGCUAAAGAUAAUGAUAAAAGAGAAUAAUUAAAAGGGAGACCUCAAUCAUUAUUUCUUUCCUUCCUUCCUUCCUUUUCCUUCCUUUCUUUUUUUUUUUUUUUGUUUUUUUUUUUUUGUUUUUUUCCUGUUUGCUUGAGAGUUUUGAUGAGAAGAGGGAAUAUGAGAAAGCAGAGGAUAAGUGAUCCUUCCUUCCCAAUUCUAAGAAAAGGAACAAAAGAUAAGGAAGACUCUUUACUUCCAAUUUUUUGUUUUUAGAUUCACAAGUGUAACAUUGGAUAAGAGGAGGCCAUAAAUGUAAUCCUUUUCAAAAUAUGUUUGGAUAUGAUUAAAGCUUAAUUCCAUAUUUUCUCUUAAAUCAUGGACUUAAGUUGCAAGAUUUUUGUGCAAUCGGGCUGUGCUUGUAAAUCCCCCAAAUUUUGUUGCUAAUCUGUGAAUAAUAAAAGCCAUAAUAUCAUUUGUAAUGAGAUUAGCUGAGCUUAAAGAUGGCUCAAGCCUUCUACUUUAUUCAUUAAUAAUUUACUAUGCAUUAUAUUGGGACUGUUGAAAACAGAGAGUAGCCCAAAAAAUAUGAAGAGAAAAUAAUAAAGAUAAUAAUCAAAAUCUAGACAUUAACAACCUGAUAUAUAUCUAGAUCACUCCGAUAAAAUCUAAAAGACAUUGAAUAAAUAGGAUAAAACAGAAAAUCUUGUCUUCCAUAGAUUAUUUGUGAUUUCCAAUAUGUAGUUUGGAUUUGCAUGUGUUUCAAAUGUAUUUUUUGAGCAGAAUUUUCAUUUGGGUGUUUGUUUCUUCUUUGAACUGAAAGGAUUGUUUGUAGAAAAAUAAGGAAAUCAAGCCAUGAGAGUGAAAAGAUCGAUGUCCAAGGGCUUAAUUGCAAAAAGAAUUCUGGAUGGUGCUCAUGUUGGUCGUGAUGACUUUAGGAGACUGUAUUGUUACAUCUUGCUAGAUGUCAUGAAGACUUUCACGUUAGUCAUACUGAUUAUCAAUGUUUUUUAGGGGACCCCACCUUGUUUGUUGCCAAGAGCAAGAACUUGGAAAUACUUGUUUUUGAGAUUUGAGUUUUUAAGAGAGAGAGAGAGAGAGAGAGCUCUAUGAUUCUUAAGAGAGAGAAGGAGAUCCUUGGAAUUGUGGAGGAGUCUUUCAAAUCUAAGGUUAGCAUGUUUUUGUUAUGGAUUCAUUAUUUAUGUUCCAUUCAUCUCCUUCUGCUUCUUUAUACGUU
Prosopis cineraria is the source of this 4681-nucleotide messenger RNA. Its product is annotated as pentatricopeptide repeat-containing protein At3g24000, mitochondrial-like. NCBI's taxonomy places the organism in Eukaryota, Viridiplantae, Streptophyta, Magnoliopsida, Fabales, Fabaceae. Gene Ontology annotation, molecular function: RNA binding; zinc ion binding; protein binding. The transcript has 2 exons. The coding region runs from base 144 to 2957 and encodes 937 amino acids. The record is from RefSeq and is a predicted model, not a curated record. Gene Ontology annotation, biological process: RNA modification.